This is a messenger RNA of Eutrema salsugineum, 1122 nucleotides long. Its product is annotated as mitogen-activated protein kinase kinase kinase 17. Gene Ontology annotation, biological process: protein phosphorylation. NCBI's taxonomy places the organism in Eukaryota, Viridiplantae, Streptophyta, Magnoliopsida, Brassicales, Brassicaceae. Gene Ontology annotation, molecular function: ATP binding; protein kinase activity. The record is from RefSeq and is a predicted model, not a curated record. The coding region runs from base 1 to 1122 and encodes 373 amino acids. The transcript has a single exon.
AUGGAGAGAUCUAUGUCUUUUGAUAAAAAUCGAUUCUCAAGCCCAGUCGUUGUCUCUUGCAACGGCCUCGAGAUCACCAACAAGAAAUUGUACAACAAAAUAAUUCUCCAUCUACGAAAGAAGAUGGCUAAGAAAAAUCCAAGAUUUACUCGACAGCCUUUGAAAAACAUGAAGAAGGAGAAGAAGAAGAAGAAAAGGAAGAGUAUCAAAGAGAUAAUCAAAGAACCUUCAACCGCCGUUCUCAAAUCUUCCGCCGCCACCGCCUUAACCAACGACAGAGGAGUAAGAAAUUUGUCGUCGUGGGUCAAAACUCAAUUACUUGGAAGAGGCACUUACGGUUCUGUUUAUCUAGCUACAAGUGUAAACGACAAAGACAAAACAGAGAGAGCGAUCAAAAGUGCAGAGCUUUUACGAGCUUCUAGCCUCAUGGACGAAGGAAGGAUCUUAACCCGUUUGCAAUCUCCGUUCAUCGUCCGUUGCUUCGGCGACGAGAUCGCACGUGAGGAGAAUGAUCUUCAUGAACAAUACAAUCUGAUACUCGAGUAUUGCUCAGGCCAAACUAUCGCGGACUUGAUCGAGGAUAAUCACGGAGAGUUACUUGAGUCAGACGUCAAGCUUUUCGCUAGAGAUAUCUUGUCUGGACUCAGAUACAUCCACGAUCAAAACAUCAUCCAUUGCGACAUUAAACCGGAGAAUCUCUUUCUCUGCCCUACCGAUCACCGGUUAAGAGCUAAUGGGUAUUUGACCAAGAUUGGAGAUUUCGGUUUAGCUAUGGAGAAAGGGUCGAUAGAGUACGGUGACGGAACCGGUCAUAGGAGAGGCACUGCGAGGUAUGUGGCUCCAGAGACUAUGAGCCAUGGGAUUGUGGACUUUGGAACGGAUGUGUGGGCUUUUGGGUGUACGGUUUUGGAGAUGUUAACCGGAGAAUUGAUUUGGGGAGAACAUGGUGAUCUUGGUUUCGAUGAUUGGGUCGAUCUCAUCGGUCACAGUGAUUGCCUACCUCGUAUACCGGGUUGGUUGUCUAAAGAAGCAAUAGAUUUUUUGAGCAGAUGCUUGGAGAGAGACGUACACAAGAGGUGGUCUAGCCAUUCACUCACGAAUCAUCCCUUUGUUAGGCUGUGA